AUGGGAAUUUGGGACUUCAUUAAUUCCGGUAAAGAAACGUUGAAAGGAUACACACCGGAUCCGGUGAAGAAGGUGUAUAAUACUACCUAUUAUUACAGUGUAGUNUCUCCCUCCCCAAAUCGUGGGAAGGCAGUUACCAAAAUUUACUUUGACACAGUUCGUGAAAUGGAAACUAAGUGUCAAAAGAAACAAGACGAAUCAUCUCUGAGAUUGCUAGAUGGGGCAGAGAUGCUGGAAAGCAGGGAGCUGAAGUUAGGUUCUGAAAAUAGAGUUGAGGUUGAUUCAUUUGCAUAUCAAACACCUGAAUAUGUCCUGAGAGUCUUCAUGAUGGGCACUCGUUAUCUCGACAAUUUGUUGGUUACUGUGAAUUGGGAAAAAUUGAAUUUACAUAUUAAAGUGGAAUAA
Messenger RNA from Nicotiana tabacum (common tobacco), 405 nucleotides. NCBI's taxonomy places the organism in Eukaryota, Viridiplantae, Streptophyta, Magnoliopsida, Solanales, Solanaceae. The record is from RefSeq and is a predicted model, not a curated record.